Messenger RNA from Zophobas morio, 3077 nucleotides. RefSeq lists its product as uncharacterized. The transcript has 6 exons. The coding region runs from base 466 to 1365 and encodes 299 amino acids. The record is from RefSeq and is a predicted model, not a curated record. NCBI's taxonomy places the organism in Eukaryota, Metazoa, Arthropoda, Insecta, Coleoptera, Tenebrionidae.
GAAUUACCAGUGCAGCUGGAGGCGAGAGGCGAGAUUAGACAUGUUCGUCGUUCUCGCCGAUUAUUCGCAUUGCUCAACCAAACUCCUGUCAUAACGAAAAGUGCAAGAGGCCCUGGCAUAGCUUCUUCGGCGAACACCACCUACAACGAUGCGGAGGAACACCACACGGCCGGAGUCGAUAAGCUGGCAGUCAACAGUGCUAUCAGCUGGAGCAUAAGUAUAUUCGUAAAUACUGUUUAGUGGAAACAUACUGUAUAAUGACGAGGGUGAUGUCGAGUUCUUUGUAUCGCGAGUCGAUAAGAGAUAAUCGGAUGGGCUUUGUUGACGAGGUUUAGUUGAUGUGUCGUUGACCUCGAAGAACAAUAAUUAGUGUGAAUCAUCGACUGAGGACUGCAAUUUUUGACACUAAUGUGUACUGCGAGGAGUACGAUUUUUGGUCUGGCGUAGAAUCGAUCCACCGUAUCAAUGCCUAACGAAGAAACUUACGCCGCUAAAACACUGGAGGGCAGCAAAUUGAAGUGUCCAGCUCCGAUAUCCCGUCUCAGGGUGGAGAAGAUCGAGGGCGGCCUCAUGGUGGCCGGCGUCGUGGUGGCGGCGAACUGUCAGAUCAUUUUACCUAUUUUCGGUUUCUUAUUCCUCUUAGUUGGCUGUGUUCUUACUGCUGCAUCUUAUCGAGGUCCCAGCGAAGGCGAAGAACCCGAGCACUAUGCAGCAAGAAUCGCGUUUACGGGUAAUUCUCGAAUCUUAGGACCAACUUGUAUUGUUGUUGGUGUGCUAAUGUUAGUGGCUGGUUUCGUGCUUUGUGUUUUAACGAGAAGGGCACGAAGACGAGAACAGACUAUCGGAUUUCACUGCCCCCUUCAUGGUGAUUUUUACCCCCUUAGUCCAGUAACUAGCUCAAGAACAAUAGCUGCUAUCGAAAAGGGCGGCGGCACGUGCAUGAUAUGCUGGCCCCGGAAGAGAGGUCCGGGCGCCAUCGCCGUGGGCCCUCCGCAAUGCCCUCACAGCCAGGUCUCCAGCACCCGGAGCUCCUUGGCUAGCUCGCCGCACAGCCAGUGCCCUACGCCCUUACCCUUUCUUGUCACUUCAGGAUCAGUGGGCGGCCUAGUCCCGGUUACGGCCCAGCUGUCGCCCGAUCAGCCCUUCGGUUCGAUCCGCUCGUUGGCGGCCAGUCGAGAGGUGGCCAGCUUCCCCUUAUCACGAACGCCUACGCCGCCCCCCUCGUCAUUUGAGAGAAUGGGAAGUCCGAAUCUAGUCCAGGUUCCAGACGAAGAAAAGCUCGUGGAUUCGAAUUACGACAGAGUGCACAGGAACGGCCCCAGGAAAUCAGUUUCGAUCGUUUUACCUGCUGAAGAAAAAGGGUGACUCAUGGAUGAGUAGAAUUAACUUCUAUUUAUUACUUAGACAUUCGCGGAACCAAAAUCAAUUUAGUGUUUGUUCACUAAAUUUUCUUAUAUUAAGAGCAAAAACGCAUUAAAAGACUAUAGACAAAGACAUCGUCACGCAAUUUUUUAACGACAUUUGUUAUGUUAUGAUAGUUUUGUGUAUAUGUUAGCAUGUUUAUUAGAAAUGUAACUGGUCGUCAUGAAUGGCAAUGUAUUAGACUGAAACCGUGUUUUAAGCGACACUUGUCAAUGUAUUUUUUAUUUUAAAUGCUGCAUGCUGAUUAAGCAAGAUUGGCCUAUUGCCCAUAAACGCGCAAUCAAUUCGCGUGCUGAACUUUCUAGAAUAAUGAUUUAAUUCGCCCUAGUCCUCAUAUACACAGUUUUGAAAUUUGAUCCAAUAAAUUCUGGUUCGUUUUAAUUUUUAAAAUAACGUUUCGCAAACGUACAUUGACAACGUGUCAGAACGUACUGUGAUUCAGAAAAUGUUGAUCGGUAUCUAUACGUAGUGUUUACGUAUAUGUGGAGUUUGAUGGUACAUGAAAUUUGAUAUGCAUUUUUCGUAGAUCAUGUCACUAUACAACUUUUCAUGUACGUCAAGCAAAACUAAUUAUUUUGCAAUCGCUUGUGUUAGAAACUGCUUCUUACUCAGUAUAGCCAUUAUGCAAAUAUAAUAAUUUAAGAUAAAUGAGUUGUUUGUUCGUCAAAUAUUGUAACAAUAUUUGAUUAUUUUAUUUCCUGCAUUACCUAUCUGAGUGCUUUAAAACCCUUCUGAAUCACUUUAGACAUUUAAGUCAGUGAUAUUAUGUAAUUUAUUUUCCAUUUUAUGUACAAAGUUUGAGAUGUUAUACUAGUGCUUUACUAUAAUUUCGCACGAAGAAAUAUUUAUUUCUUUGAGGUUCGUUGACAGAGAUUAGUUCAUCGCGGUUUUCGUUGUACAUUUGAGCGUGAAGUCGGGUGAAACCGACUGCAGAAGAGCACGUUUAAGACUGAUUUGUUUGAACAAUACAUAAUUUUAUUUUUUUAUUAGGUGAUCAACAUAUCAAGUAGUAAAUUAAAGAAGUAAAUAUUUCUUUUGUGAUAAUUGUUUAGACCCGUACUUAUAGUUUCUACAAUGUACUCGUCAUGUUUUAAUUUGCAAUGAGAUGCUUUCUGCGCUUUCGUUACGAUUUUACUGAAAAAUUGUGUUUAUCCGUCCCUGAGUGCCAAAAUUCAUUCAGCAGAAAAGAAACGUAUUUUUGGUUGGUUUUUACUUACUUUACGUACUAACUUGUGAUUUCUGUUAUAGCAGCAUGCUCAUUCAUCUCAUUGCAAUUUUUCUGUACAUACAAUAUCCUGUUAUGUGGUAUGAUUGUUUUUAUUAAAGUCUUAAUUUGGACAUUUACGAAAUUAAUUCGUAUCUCCAAAUAAUGAAAUUAAUAAAAAUCGUUUACGUAUUUUGUAGGACGAUUUUAAAGUGAUAUGUAUUGUAUAUUUAGAGAUAUAUGUCGAGGCUGAUUACACUUUAAGUUAGUUUUAGGAUAAAAUGUUUUUACUCAACGUGUAUUAUACAGAUUAAUUGUUAACAAAGUAAUGGCUCUAUUUCACUUGCUCAUUCUUUGAAACUAAGUUGUAAAACAAAGUGAUUAAAGCUAAUAACUGAUCUUUAUUCUAUACAUAAAUUUAAUGUAUUGAUCAAUAAAUAGAUUAAAUGUA